Salvelinus namaycush (lake trout) is the source of this 4714-nucleotide messenger RNA. RefSeq names its product zinc finger and BTB domain containing 41 (gene zbtb41). The coding region runs from base 146 to 3163 and encodes 1005 amino acids. Gene Ontology annotation, biological process: regulation of transcription by RNA polymerase II. The transcript is spliced from 10 exons. Gene Ontology annotation, cellular component: nucleus. The record is from RefSeq and is a predicted model, not a curated record. NCBI's taxonomy places the organism in Eukaryota, Metazoa, Chordata, Actinopteri, Salmoniformes, Salmonidae. Gene Ontology annotation, molecular function: RNA polymerase II cis-regulatory region sequence-specific DNA binding; DNA-binding transcription activator activity, RNA polymerase II-specific; protein binding.
UGUGAAGGUGGGGCGUUUUGCGAUAUUCAGGAAAUUGACAUUUUUGCUAUUUUCUCAGAGUAGAGAUCUACGAGUGUACUUCGUAUUUUUUUCUUAGCGUGCUUACACUUCUAAGAACUCUUUGAAUGGUUCCCCAUUUAACAUAAUGAUGACGAGAAAACCCAACCAACCUCAACCCCCAAACAGAAGACGAAAGGUCAGUGCUUGUGCCAGUGGGCAAAUUGACUCACUGGACAUCAAUACCAUGACUGAUUCAGAGACGGUUCCUCCAUCACAAAAGAGACACCUGACCAUGAUGCAGCAUGGCGACAACCUCCUCAAGUUUCUAAACGAGGACCGAACGAAGCAGAGGUUCUGCGACGUCUCUGUCAGUGUGGGCGGGAAGCGCUACAGAGCCCACAAAGCCAUGUUGGCGCACGGUAGCAGCUACUUCCACGCCGAGCUGACCAAAAACCCAACCGCCGAUCACGUGAUUCUUGACCACGUGGAGGAUUCCGUGUUCCAACACUUACUGCACCUCCUUUACACGGCCGAGUGCGUCAUUCCCGAGAGCGAGGUCCCUGCCCUGACUGAAGCGGCCGGCUUCCUGGACAUGAUGGAUGUAGUGAAGCUCCUGGCAGGAGAGGGGGAUGGCCGGCCAGCGCUUGCCCGAGUGGAGGUUAAGUCCGUGGGGGAACCAAGCUCAGAGAAGACCUCUAAAGCUUCUGACCUUCCAUCAGACUGUGUCGGGGUCCAAAGCCCAGUCCAGGCUGGUGCCCACCAUUGUUCGUUCUGCAGCCGCACGUUUUGCUACAAGAAGUCUCUGGAGAACCAUUUAAACAGGAACCACAGUAGCAGCACCGAGGGAGACGCCAGAGAAAAGAUGGUCAAUCAAGAGGUUACUACCAUGGUAACCACAACCCGGAGGUCUGCCCGCAGGAGGAGAGUUCCCGCUAAAUUGGAGAGAGGUGACGCGGACAGCGCCGGCGCAACAGAGGGGAAGCUACAUCAAGACCCCGCUAGUAGAGACCCUAACACCACAGAGGAAGAUGACGAGGAAGAUGAAGAAGAACAAGAAGAUGGGAGAAAACCAAAGCACAUAUCCGACACAGGGGAUGCACUCACCCCAACCGAGGGUGAGGAGGCGGAAGAGGAGAGGGAGGAGGAGGAGAUGGUGGAAGAACGUCAAAGUGCGUUAGUACGGGGAGCAAGAGAGAGCGGUGAGAGUUCAGAGGUGGAGACAACAGAACACCAGACAGUCAAUGAGGUGGAGGUAUAUAGUCAGGCUGCCAAUGGUUCUAACUAUGGAACAGUGUACCCAGAGGGACUGGCUCCUGUCAUCAUCCAGAGCGUAAGCAAGAAGACGCUCAAGUGCCCCAAGUGUGACAAGACCUUUGACCGCACAGGGAAGUAUGAGAGUCACACCAGGGUACACACGGGAGAGAAGCCCUUCCAGUGUGACGUGUGUCUGCAGUGUUACUCCACCAAGUCGAACCUCACUGUACACAAGAAGAAGCACGCCAGUGACGCCCCCUUCCAGAAGAAGGACCACAAGUGCUCCUUCUGCAACAAGCUCCACGCCAGCAAAAAGACCCUCGCCAAACACGUCAGAAGGUUCCACCCGGACCACAUUCAGGAGUUCCUGGCCAUGAGGAGGAAGAAGAACGAUGGAUGGAAGUGUGAUAUCUGCCACAAGUCUUUCACACGUAGACCCCAUCUGGAGGAGCACAUGAUUCUACACACGCAAGACCGACCCUUCAAAUGUGCCUUCUGCGAUGACUACUUCAAGUCCAGGUUUGCCCGCUUGAAGCAUCAAGAAAAGUACCAUUUAGGUCCGUUCCCAUGUGACAUCUGUGGCCGCCAGUUCAACGACACGGGUAACAGGAAGAGACACAUUGAAUGUACACACGGGGGCAAGAGAAAAUGGACCUGCUUAAUCUGUGGGAAGUCAGUGAGGGAGAGGACAACGUUGAGAGAACAUUUGCGGAUUCACAGCGGAGAGAAACCUCACCUCUGCAGUAUCUGUGGACAGAGUUUCCGCCACGGCAGCUCUUAUAGGCUUCAUCUUCGAGUCCACCACGACGACAAGCGCUACGAGUGUGACGAAUGCGGAAAGACGUUCAUACGCCACGACCAUCUGACCAAACACCAGAAAAUACACUCGGGUACAGUAUACACACCUUCCGUGUUAUGUUCCGUAGCCGUGCAAAAGAGAGUAAAAUGUUCCCCUGGGUUAUUUCUUCAUAUAUGGUCCUGGAACUGUUUGUAUGUUUUUACGCUGCACACAAAUUGUCUUACGGGGAUAAUAAUUGAAUUGAAUCUCCCUUGGUUGUUAUCAGGGGAGAAAGCCCACCAGUGUGAGGAGUGUGGGAAGUGUUUCAGGCGCCAUGAUCACCUGACCGUCCAUUACAAAAGUGUCCACCUGGGAGAGAAGGUGUGGCAGAAGUAUAAAACAGCUGUGCAUCAGUGUGAGGUCUGUAAGAAGGAGUUCAAAGGGAAGUCCAGUCUGGAGAUGCACUUUAGAACACACUCAGGUGAAAAACCUUACCGAUGCCCCGUGUGCCAACAGACGUUCCGCAUUAAGAAGACCCUCACCAAGCACAUGGUGAUCCAUUCGGAUGCCCGCCCCUUUAACUGCCCGCACUGCAGCGCCACCUUUAAGAGGAAAGACAAGCUGAAGUACCAUAUGGACCAUGUACACGGUGCUAAGUCCACUGAGCAGCAGCACCACCAGCUGCAACACCGCCAGCAGCCUCUGGUGGUGCUAACAGAGGACAAGAUUGUGACUCUGCCUUAUAAUACCCACGGCCCCUCCAAAGUGUACCGGGCUGAACCCAAGACCGUUCUCCAGAACGUCCCCUCCGACGUGUGUGUGCCUGUCACGCUGGUGCCCGUCCAGAUGCCCAGGGUGGUCUCGGGGGUACAGGGUGACCUGAGGGGACACGUAACCUGCCCGCCCCAAGGUCAGGGGCAGCAGCAGACAGCUGGGGGGUACCAGACUGCCACGGAGCUGGCGUUCCUGGAGAAGUACACGCUUACCCCUCAGCCGGCCAACAUUGUUCACCCGGUGCAGCCUGACCAGAUGUUGGACCCCAGGGAUCAGUCGUACCUGGGCACCUUGCUGGGCCUGGACUCUGCCACCCCCGUCCAGAACAUCUCCAACUCGGACCACGUCACCCAUUGAUGAUGCCUCUCUAUACUUCCCGUUUGGCAACAUUUUAUUUAAAGGGUACCUACAUAAGGACGUUAUAACACAUUUAUGACCCAUACCGUACACAUUUAUAACCCAUAGAGUACACAUUUAUAACCCAUACAGUACACAUUUAUAACCCAUACGAAACUGUAUAAGUCCAUAGAGGUAACGCUUAUUUGAAGGGUGCGGUUGUUAACAUAAGCAUUCACAAAAUGCUCAUGCACUGCUUAUGCAUGGCUUAUGUAUAGUUUAUGAAUGGGUUAUGAAUCUGUUAUGAAUGGGUUAUGUAUGGGUUAUGAAGUAUUUAUGUAUCUAGCCUUAAAAUAAAAUGCGAUCGUCCUGCUCUUUUAACCUCUGCAGCUUAUUCAGGGGAGAACACUGAUAGAAACAGAUGGUGUCGAACAGAUCUAGUUGUCAGCCGUGUGGAACAGGGAAUCUCAUCAGCUCCAUUUGUGAUAUUUAUAUCUGCGAUCGUCCAAACCUUGCACCACCUUGAUUGAGCCCCAAGUCUUUCAUCAUAUUGGGUUCAAAGAGCACUUUUUAAAGUUUCUCUUGUCACACAAAAGCCUAAGAUCUCUGUCAUUCCAUAAAUGAGUGUGAGUGAGUGAUGUAUAUUGUGACAGGAGCCUGAUUGAUUACAAAAGGUAAUUCCAGAACAGGGUGUCUCAUUUCCAAAAAGCUGGCUGUUCUUACAGGUGUAUCUGGCUAUUUAUUCACAAUUUAAAAUUGAAUUAAAGUAUUAUACAACGCAUUUACCCCAUGCAAAUCAAGUUCCAUAAUAUUCCACGUGUUCCUUUCCAGUUACCACAGAAUUUUAGAGUAAUAACCAAUCAUAGUGUGGUCAGCCUGUUGCUCCGGGGUGGUGUUCCCCCUGUACAGAUCUAGGAUCAGAUUCCCCUCCCCCAAUAGUAACCAUAACCAAUUACACCAUCAGUAGGAGAAAUGCAAUGCGUCUAGGGGUGACGUCCCUACACCCGGCGGGUUCCUCAAAACUAGAAAGGUCUGUUUAAUCAGUGUAUCAUGAGGUCAACCACGUCUGAAUCAAUUUUAAAGUAUUCUGUAUAUCAUGUUGUUUCUUUCACAAUGGACAGGAGGGAACAGCCUGGGUAGUAUGUAUAAAACACCCUGAUCUAGGAUCAGGCCACCCCCCCUGUCCAUGUAAUCUUAUUCAUUAUGAUCUAAAAGGCAAAACUGAUUCUAAAUCAGCACUUCUACUCUGAGACGCUUGAUACUUAUGAUAGGUUUCUGUCCUUAUGGGGAUGUACUGUCCUUAUGUACUGUCCUUAUGGGGAUGUACUAUAUGUUGCCUUAUAGGGGAUCACCAUGUUCAUUAAUGUGCAUUAUAAACCGGGUGGUUCGAGCCCUGAAUGCUGAUUGGCUGAAAGCCAUGGUAUAUCACGGGUAUGACAAAACAUUUAUUUUUACUGGUCUAAUUGUGUUGGUUACCAGUUUAUAAUAGCAAUAAGGCACCUCAGGGAUAUGUGGUAUAUGGCCAAUAUACCACGGCUAAGGGCUGUAUCCAGGCACUCUGCGUUGGCCAUA